CGGGCGGCGGCGGCGGCUGCCUCCGCUCCGGGCGUCGUGGGAUCUCUAUCUGCUCGCCCGUGCAUGGACGGCGCGCGCUCCAGCCGGCCGCAGGGACAGGGUCGUGCAAGGGCUUGGUUGGUCUGGGUAGUGUGACCCAUGCUUUGAGGCCAGGAGACUCCCCGAGUCCAGCAUGCCGUGGGACACCAGGCCUGGACGCAGCGCCAACGGAGGGCCGGAGGGUCCGGGCGCAGCUCGCUUGCGGGUGCAGAAGCAGUGCCGGAAGUCAUCCUUCGCUUUCUACCUGGCAGUGCGAGAUCUGCUGCCAGUGUGGCUACUCGAGGACAUGCGUGCCAGCGAAGCCUUCCACUGGGACGAGCGUGGGCGCGCUGCCGCAUAUUCGCCAUCAGAGGCCCUGCUCUACGCGCUCGUGCACGACCACCAAGCCUAUGCUCACUACCUGCUGGCUACCUUCCCUCGCCGAGCACUCGCCCCACCCAGCGCAGGCUUCCGCUGCUGCACCGCGCCCGGACCGCACGUGGCGUUGGCGGUGCGCUACAAUCGCGUGGGCAUCCUGCGCCGCAUCCUGCGAACCGUGCAGGACUUCCCAGUCGAAGAGCGCGUGCGCCUCCUGGACCGGCGUGGCUGCAGCCGCGUGGAGGGCGGUGGUACGUCGCUGCACGUGGCCUGCGAGCUGGCGCGCCCUGAGUGCCUCUUUCUGCUGCUUGGCCACGGGGCAUCUCCAAGCCUUAGAGACGGCAGUGGCUUUACACCACUAGAGCUGCUGCUGCAUCAGCUGAACCAGGACGCCAGCUCAGCCCCUACUGCUGCUGAGGCUGCCUCUGCCACUGUCCCUGCCGCCACCGCCAACACCACUUCAUCAGGGGAGGUGUGCCAGCGUCGCCUGCUGCUCCUUGACCUGCUAGCGCUGUACACCCCGGGGGGCGUCGUAGGCCCAGCUCGAUGUGAACUGCUAGGAGACCGGCUACGCUGGCAGCGGCUACUGGGUGAGGACAAGUUCCAGUGGCUAGCGGGGCUGGCGCCACCCUCCCUCUUUGUCCGUGCCAUGCAGGUGCUGGUCACUACCAUCUCACCUGGCCGCUUCCCGGAGGCCUUGGAUGAGCUGCCUCUGCCACCCUUUUUGCAGCCCUUGGACCUCUCGGGCAAGGGUUAGACUCAGAGGACCCUGACCCAGUAUUUGGGGACAGAAGUAUUUUUGAGAGCAUUGUACCUGGCACUUUACAUAUAUGGAUCUCUGACCGUACAGAGGAA
Rattus rattus (black rat) is the source of this 1251-nucleotide messenger RNA. It is a transcript of the gene Ankrd9, whose product is annotated as ankyrin repeat domain 9. The transcript has 2 exons. Gene Ontology annotation, molecular function: protein binding. The record is from RefSeq and is a predicted model, not a curated record. Lineage: Eukaryota; Metazoa; Chordata; Mammalia; Rodentia; Muridae. Bases 173 to 1153 code for a protein of 326 amino acids.